ACUUUCUCACAAAGCCCUUCGAGGAGAGGUUAGCAAUAGUCAACAGAAAAGCCAUGGCUUCCUUUUUUCAUUCAUGGAGCUUUAGCCUCUUCUUGAUAGUGUUGACUUCAGCAAUGUUCAUCGGCAAAUCAAUGGCCGUAGGUUAUGGUAAAGCACGCGUACCAACAGUGUUCCGGCCGAGCCAAUGGUCGCUUGCCCACGCCACCUUUUAUGGCGAUGAGACCGCUCGCGAGACCAUGGGAGGGGCUUGCGGGUAUGGAAAUUUGUUCCAAACUGGAUACGGAACCGAUACAGCUGCAUUGAGCACAACAUUAUUCAACAACGGAUAUGCCUGUGGGACUUGUUACCAAAUAAAAUGUACGAAUGCUCCUGCAUGCUACGGGGUAAUUACAACGGUGACUGCUACGAACAUCUGCCCUCCGAAUUGGUCCAAGGAUUCUAACAAUGGUGGAUGGUGCAACCCUCCUCGAGUUCACUUUGACAUGUCCAAGCCUGCAUUCAUGAAAAUUGCUCAAUGGAAGGCUGGCAUCGUCCCCGUCAUGUACCGAAGAGUACCAUGUGCAAGAACUGGCGGGCUUCGAUUCAAGCUCCAAGGAAAUGGGUACUGGUUGCUGGUGUAUGUGAUGAAUGUAGGAGGAGGUGGUGACAUUGCCAGAAUGUGGGUGAAGGGAAGCAAAACAGGAUGGAUAAGCAUGAGCCAUAACUGGGGAGCUUCAUACCAGGCAUUUGCUAGCCUUGGAGGUCAAGCUUUAUCUUUCAAGAUCACUUCUUACACAACCAAGCAGACUGUUAUUGCAUUGAAUGUUGCUCCUCCAAACUGGGGUGUAGGGAUGACUUAUAAAUCAACUGUGAACUUCAGUUAGUACUGAUGUCAAGCUCAAUACUCCACUUAUCCUUCUUUUUUUCUAAAAGCCUCUUCGAGGCCCUGUUUUCCAUAUUUUUUUUAAGAAUUUCCUGCGUCGUAUGUGAACCAAGAAUGGAAUUUCACUUUCUGUAAUGAGAGAUCUAGUGGAAGAUGUCCAGAUUAUUUGA
Messenger RNA from Populus nigra (black poplar), 1032 nucleotides. Its product is annotated as expansin-A7-like. Lineage: Eukaryota; Viridiplantae; Streptophyta; Magnoliopsida; Malpighiales; Salicaceae. The record is from RefSeq and is a predicted model, not a curated record. Gene Ontology annotation, cellular component: extracellular region. Gene Ontology annotation, biological process: plant-type cell wall organization. The transcript is spliced from 3 exons. The coding region runs from base 54 to 863 and encodes 269 amino acids.